This is a messenger RNA of Symbiodinium sp. CCMP2456, 4557 nucleotides long. The record is from the annotation of a GenBank genome assembly. NCBI's taxonomy places the organism in Eukaryota, Dinophyceae, Suessiales, Symbiodiniaceae.
AUGCGUCGAUGGGGUCGACACAGAAUAAGUGUCCGUUAUGAAGAGAGUCCUGUUGAGCCAGCUGCCGAUGGCCUCAGAGAAACCGAGACCAUCGUACAGCCAUCGAGGGAGCAAUCAAACGAGCAACGGCGCUUGCUUCCUCCGCCGAAGCUGCGCAGCCGCUUGCCGCUCGUGGAUCCGUCCAUGUUCCAACGUGUAGGUAGAGCGUACAGAAGCCAGUCGGAGAUAGAGAUUGCGACUGGAGCGGCAAUCUCAGCGUCAUGCAUCUCAGGAGUCUCAGCUUGGCCGGCAGUUGUGGGUGGAGAGAAAUCGGACGACUUGGCAGCUUACUCUCCCACGGAGGUGUCGCAGCUCGUACAGUUCCUCGAAUCUGAGUUGGGACCACACGCUGUGCGGAAAGCUCGCCGCGACCAACAUGCCAGAAGACAGCCUAUCGCCUGUGGGGUGCAGAUCAUCAGUGGGCACAGUUGCAGCUAUGCCUGCCGUUACUGCUACAUUCAGGACUGGUACCCCUUCAUCGAGCCCACCCCGACUCAGAUGUCAGGGCAAGAGGUUCUAUUGUCCUUGCUGUCCAACCCGAAUUGGAUUCCUUCCCGAGAUUUCAUCAUUUUGGGCGACGUUUGUGAUCCCUUUCAUCCAAACCUGGAAGUGCGAACGAUGGAGUACAUUCGAGCUGCUGCUCCACUUGGCAGCCCCAUCCAGUUUUCAACAAAAUCCGGCAUCAGCAGACCUGUCUGCGAGCAGCUGCGACAUUGGUCUGAGACCUUCCAGUGUCCCAUAAACGCGUUGGUGACGAUCACUACCAUCAGACAUGUCCAGGAUCUGGAGCCAAGCGCACCUUCGAUUCAGACAAGACUGGACACUAUUCGCGCACUUUCGGCUGCUGGCCUUUCCGUGUUUGUCUUCAUGCGCCCUCUGCUGCCUGGAAGUUGUGAAGACUUUUCAGAAGUUCUGCAUGCUGCGAAAGCCUCUGGCGCUGAAGGUGUGGUGGUUGGCUCCUUGCGCGUUUCCAGGAAGAUUUAUCGACGGCUGCGGCAAUCGAAGACCGUGGACAUCGAAACCGUCGAUCAGCAGCUGAGAGAGAAAGGCAUGGAGCCAAGCAGUCUGACAGAAGAGCAAGUGGACAUCCAAGACGAGCCUUUGAGGGCUGCUGUCGUUUCACAGGCUAGUGCCCUGGGCUUGUUGGCCGUUCGCAGUGUCCGGCAGCGACGUCCAGCGAAGCGAAGGCAGCUUCUGGACGAUGCCUGGACAGGAACAUACGACAUGACGGGCAAGCCAGAUGUCAUUGCGGCAACAGUAGCUGGUUCACCAGAGCACACCGUCAUGCCGACUAUCAUCACGUCAGAGGAGGAGGACGCAGCAGAAGAAAGACGUCCUCUUCAGGUUUCGACCAGCGUGGAGGAGCUCCUGAAGGAGUACGACAGGAGGCUCGGCCGGAUAGAGGCCUGGCACGCAAAGAGCCAGGAAGUUGCUGCUGAACCAUCGCCUCGCCUCAGCAGUCCCCGUCAAGGUCACGGUGCGCAAGUUCACGCUGCGCAAGUCCUUGGCGGAGGCGAUGCAUCCUUCACUAGCGCGCACUUCUCCCUCAAGCGGGAGCUGACCGGCAGCAAAGUCGAUAUCGAAGAGCAAGCGGAGCUGGAUGACCAACAUCCCUUUAGCCGGAUGUGGAUGAACGCCAGGCUGCAGCACCAGGAGAUGUUCGACCAGGACCUCCUGCAGUCCAUUUACGAGAGGUCUGGACAGAGGGCCCGCAACCGGGUUGCAGUCUUCGGAGGCGGCUUGAUGGGCAUUUUGUCGAUGCCUUUCGGGCCAAUUGGCAUGGCUGCGGGUGGACUCUUCGGAGCCUUAGUUGGUAUGCUGAUCGGGAUCUGCUUGGAUCGGCGGCGGUACAUGCGGAGCAUUCAGCAGUCCGAGAUAGAGACCCGACGGUUGAAAAGCUUAGUUCGCUGGUCUGCCGAGCGCUUUGCAGACCAGGAUGACCCCUUGGCUGCAGUGCAGCAUCUGGAGCUGGUUGUCUUGGAAUUCAAGCCCGUUGCAGACAUAGCCACGGCCUCCAAAAAUGCGCGCCGGACCUUGAAACUCUUGGACUCUUGGGCAGCCCGGCGAAGCAUGAUGCGCCAGCUCUGGGCCUACAUGGACAACAUCUUGAUCAACUGGAAGAAGUUGACACAAGCAGAUUUCUUGCGCAAGAUGUUCGGCCCCAAGUACUGCCAGAAACCGCUCGCGAGCUAUCCGGAUCCUUACACCUACAACGGCAAGGGAAAGGCGCUCUAUAGUCCGCCCGUCGAGCUGCCGUCCUCAAGUGCCAGCAACUUCUUUGAGGAAGCAGGGGCAGGAGAAGCAGAGGAGACGGAAGCCCGACGCAAGUUCAACAAGUUCUGCACACAGCCAGAUGGCCUUGAGCCAACAGCUCACCUGACCUAUGAAAGCUUUUGCCGGCUCGUGGCGCACUACGAGGCGGCAUCUUCCUCAGUGGUGCAAUCUUAUUUCUAUGCCAUUGACCGCAAGCGAGACAACAUGAUAGACUUCGACGAGUUUUUCCUGGGUGUCGUGGCGGGAGAUCCAACGACCGUGCACAUACUCAAUUCCUUCACCGGGAGAGAGAGGGCAAAGUUCACGUUCGAUUUCUACGACAUGAACCACUCCGGCCUGUUAGAGAUCGAGGAGUUUGAGCGAGUGGUCCGCGACUGCGCGCUGUCACAGCUUAGCCCCGAGCAGUGCAAAGGCACUGCGCUGGAGAAAGCAGAAGAGCUUGGCCUGCUGGACGACAGGCAGGAUGGUGGCUUCACGCCUCCUGACACAGGCAAGUUCUACGAGUUCAUUAUGACGGAGCGCUUACGCGGCACUUCACGGCUCUUCCGCUUCCAGAAGAGCCUCAUAAAGCCACCGCAGAGCCGGUCGCAGAAACGAGGUCCGCAAGCUUCGGUGGGGGCGGCAGGGCCCACGGGGCCCACGGGGCACAGCACGGGCCCUUCGGAGCCCCAAAGGCCGAGCUCCUUCGUCCCCGCCGCGGCCCCUGCGGCCCCCGCGGCCGCCCCUGGCCAACGCUCGGAGCGAAGCCGCCCCGAGCGCAGCGAGCGCCUGGAGGAGCGACUCCGGCCGUUCGAGCUCCCGGAGGCCGGGCACAAGGAGGAUCCCAUCCCAGAUCUGACGACCGAAGAGCCGGGCAGCGAGCAGGACUCAGAGAUGAGCCCUUACAUCCUGGGCCUCGAAAGCGACGCCCCGAGCCCCGACGCGAAGGAUGUGCCUGUCAAUCUGCCACCCUACGAUGCGUACCUGCCACCUGCGCCUGCGUGCCGCAUCGCGUUGGACGACGGCCCGGGCACUGCCGACGCCGUACUUGCCGCGGAACGCGUCAUGGAGACGCUCAGCGCGGAAGACUUUCCAGGCCUCAUGCCUCCAGCGGAUGGAAGCUUUGUGCUCUUGACAUCUGAUGAGCUCGUCGACCUCUGCAGGGCGGUCCGCCCAAUUCUGGCGGAGGAGGAGAUGAUCAUUCCGAAAGUGGUAGAGCCGAUCAAGGUCUUUGGCUCACUGCAUGGUCAGCUCUGUGACCUUCUAUCGUGGUUUAAGUGGCACAAGCCACCAUCAGACGGGCCCAAAGGUGACCUGCAGUAUGUGAACUAUGUUUUCCUGGGUGACUAUGCAGAUCGUGGAGGUUAUGGACUGGAGGUCAUCUCGAUCCUCUUCUCCCUCAAGGUGCUAUUUCCCCAUCGUGUCUUUCUUCUUCGUGGUCAUCAUGAGAAUCGACAUGUGAACUACCACCUUGGCUUUCGGCAAGAAUGUGAAAGGCGAUUAGGUGCAGCAGGACCCGAGGUCUUUGAGUAUGUGAAUUCUGCGUUCGACCACCUUUCCCUGGCCGCCCUAACGUGGAGCGGCUUCCUGGCGAUGGGGCCGGGCGUUGUGCCCGCAUCCUUGGCGGCCAUGGAUCAGCUCAACCUGUACCAGAAGCCGCUGUCGCUGCCGCAUCCAUCUCAGGCGAGCGAGUUGGUCAGCGAUGACACUGAUAGUGAGCAGAUUUUGCUGGAGCUCUUCACGCCAAGCUCGCUUCUGUCUCGAGACCUGGGGGCAAGAACCGUGCUCGAUGAUCAGUCCCUGAAGGCCUUCUGUGCAUCUCAGAAGCUCUCGGGUGUCAUCUUCGGCCGCCAGAUCCUACCGCACGGGCAUUUGACGGAGGACUGCGUGAUCAGGGUGUGCUCUUGCCUGAACUAUUGCGACCUGUUCCCGGGCAACCUGGCCUCCAUCCUUUACAUCAUGACCGACACGGACUUGACAGCCUUGAUCAAACCGAAGGUCAUGACCAGUUUUCUGGACAAGCAUCACUACCUCUCCGACUGCCCGAACGGGGCAGUGCCUCGGCGAAGCAGCUCGCCAAGCCGCUGGCCCAAGCAGAUUCGCGCGCCAACCCCUGAUCGCAUCAUUGCAGUUGAGCACAGCGAACGCAGGGAAAGCAAGGCCGGUCCCCUCGUGCUCUUCCCCGCGUACAAAGCUUGCGUGCCGAAGAGGGCCCGUCCGGGAUCCACCAUACCGGAUGGCAGACCAGCUCAAGGCAAUGCUUGA